AUGGCCAACCCACCACAGCGCACACAACAAGUGCCCCAACAUGUCACGGCACUCCUAUCCCAUCUCACCUCCCGCCCAGGGGUGCAAUCAACCCUGAUCCUUUCCCGCAAAGACGGCUCCAUCAUCCAGAGUACAGGGCAACUCGCCGCUCAAGAGAAUUCCCCUCGCACUACACCCCCUGUCCCAUCCACUCCCGAUCAGACCCCGACCGCACAACCCUCCGACUCGUCUCCGGCCUCCCCAACAUCCCCAAUACCAACCACGUAUCAGCCCUCGCAAGCAGAGGCGCUAGCCGCGCAUAUAUUCAACUUUGUCUCUAGCGCUUCUGCAUUAGGUGUCUCGCUAGCUCGACCUAUUACUACCCAGCCCACCGCCAAUGAGCAUUCUUCGAGUGGAUUGGAUACGGAGUACGGGAGCUAUGGGAACGGCACGGGCACGAACACGCCUGGGGAAGAAGAUCAGGAUGCGCAGGGGGAUCGGGAGGAGGAGGAUGAGGUCAAGUUGUUGCGCAUGCGGACGCGGAAACAUGAAAUUGUUGUCGUACCGGAUCGCAAGUAUCUCCUCUGCGUGGUGCAUGAUGCCGCGCAUGGAGGUGGUGGUCCUGGGGCGGCAGGUGCUCGUUCCUCGCGGUAG
This is a messenger RNA of Penicillium subrubescens, 633 nucleotides long. RefSeq lists its product as uncharacterized. Gene Ontology annotation, biological process: microtubule-based movement. The transcript is spliced from 2 exons. The record is from RefSeq and is a predicted model, not a curated record. Gene Ontology annotation, cellular component: cytoplasmic dynein complex; cytoplasm. Lineage: Eukaryota; Fungi; Ascomycota; Eurotiomycetes; Eurotiales; Aspergillaceae. The coding region runs from base 1 to 633 and encodes 210 amino acids. Gene Ontology annotation, molecular function: dynein intermediate chain binding.